Silurus meridionalis is the source of this 2261-nucleotide messenger RNA. It is a transcript of the gene popdc3, whose product is annotated as popeye domain containing 3. The coding region runs from base 1027 to 1890 and encodes 287 amino acids. The transcript is spliced from 3 exons. The record is from RefSeq and is a predicted model, not a curated record. Gene Ontology annotation, molecular function: cAMP binding. Lineage: Eukaryota; Metazoa; Chordata; Actinopteri; Siluriformes; Siluridae. Gene Ontology annotation, cellular component: sarcolemma.
CAGUCCACCACACACCAUUUUCUUUUGGAGGAAAUGGAAGCAGGUCUAUAAUAGUUUGUGGGCUGCUGUGGCAUUUUAAUGCUACUUUAUAGUAAGGAUUACUCUCUAGAGAUUUCCUAUAGUAAGAAUGUGAAUAUAUAUUUUUUGCAAGAUUUAGGUCAUGUUUUGGGCCUGGAGCAAAUGCAUGCCCCCAAUCUCUCACUCAGGUGAGCUCAACCGAGACUCAACUAAAGUCACCUUCCUGUGUCAGGUAAUCCGCAAGGAACUAGGGAAGCUAUUUUAGUCUAAAAAUGGUAUUUCUUUGACACUGAUUUAUCUCCCAAACUCUGCUGAGCAAAUGUCACUGGCACAAAUGAAAUGCUUCAUGCCUUAUUAAUGCGAGAACUCCAAGCCAUCCUAGCCCUUGGAGUCUGUCCAUCCUGCAUCCACACUUGCUGUGUGAACUUUUCAUCUCGACGAAACAGAGCAGCAGACUAUCUGUCUUUAACUUUCCCUUUUCUAACAGUGACUCUGGUACACAGUGAUCACUUGUCGGACACCAGGACCUCGGAGACGAAAUUACUAGUCUAUUAAGUUACACGCUGUAGAGGCAGUCUAUUUUAAAGCGGUGAUUAAAUAGAGCUUGAGACAUGCUUUGACAGAAUUCCGAUCACUAGAGACUAGUUUUACAUCAUUUGCGUUUUUUUAUGUUCAAUAACAUAAUGUAGAUUCGUCUGUUGGCCAUGUCGGUAUAUAUAUUUAAUAACCAGCUGCUCUAACAUUUCCCAGUGGUUAUUUGGGGGAAAGCAUUUCUGUAAGCUCUCUAUUUGAGAUAACAAAAACUCUGAUGACUAUCCAUCUCUCAUGAUUCGGUGAGAACAGAUAUUACAGUUGUUUUGCGUUUUGUUUGUUUGGUUAUUUUUUAGGAAUGAAUCCAGUUUGAUGUAGUAAACAAUAACAGGGGUGGGAGUUAUAAUCUGUAUAUGGGACUAAACACCUGCUACUCUGUUUGGCACUGGAUCUGGUUUACGGAACACUUUUCUGGAAAUGGAACCUACAUUUGUUUUGGAGCCGAAUAACUUUUCUUUAAACGAUGAGCCACUGGAACAUCCGCUGUGCACAGAGUGGAGACGAGACCCAGAAGGAUCAGUAUUUCAUCUCGCUAAUAUGCUCCUGGUCCUGGGCUUUAUGGGCGGUAGUGGAUUUUAUGGCUUGAUCUACAUGUUUAGUUUUAUGUCGCUCGGAUUUUUGUGCUACUCCUUCUGGGCAUGGUCCAAUCCGUGCACCACGGACUCGUUUUCCUGGGCAUUUGUCCUAUUUGUCAUUUCUGUUGCUCAAGUCGUCCAUGUCGCCUACCGCCUGAGGAGUGUGACUUUUGAGAAGGACUUCCAGGAUCUUUACGGCUGCAUGUUCAAAAAGUUGGGAGUGUCUCUCAGUCACUUCGGCAAGAUCGUCUCGUGUUGCGAGCAGGAAAUCCUUACUAUCGAAAAAGAGCACUGCUUUGCAGUCGAGGGCAAAACUCCAAUCGAUAAACUGUCGGUUCUUCUCUCCGGGAGAAUCCGUGUUACAGUGAAUGGUGAAUUUCUACACUACAUCUACCCUUUCCAGUUCUUGGAUUCACCCGAGUGGGAUUCGCUCAGACCGUCGGAGGAGGGAGUUUUCCAGGUUACACUAAAAGCAGACGAUCACUGCACAUAUGUGGCUUGGAGACGCAAGAAGUUAUAUCUGCUCUUUGCCAAACACCGCUAUAUCGCCAAGAUCUUCGCGCUGGUGGUGCGCAAUGACAUCACCGACAAGCUGUACUCUCUGAACGACAGAGCGCUGGACGCACGCGGCUUCCGCUAUGAUCUGCGUUUACCAAGCUUCUGCCAUACGCCCCAGGCACAGCUAGAAAAACCACACAACAGUUAAAAACAACGCACCUGGAAUGUCCUCCCAGUUAUUUAGUAAAAAAAAAAGUCUUAAAGAAAUCACAAGGAGGUACAGGAGGGAGACACAUUUCCUAAAUAUGCCUUCUUACCCGUUGCACCUUUUUACAACAUAGUCCUCAUGCUCAAUGUCACAUCAUUUAUGACUCAAGAUGAAUUUUGAUGCAGUGGUGUUUGCAUAAUUUUAUUUUAAUUUUAUUUUAUUUUUGCAAAAUUAGACUAUGUGCGCUUGGUAACUCAAGGAAGGAUUUUUGAGGAGCUGGUUGAAUGUUCUCAUUUGAUAGUCUAAAAGACAUUCAUUUAAUGCUUUUGUAGAUCUGAAUUCCAGAAUAAAGCAAAGUUUGUAAUCACCUU